Sinocyclocheilus rhinocerous is the source of this 2061-nucleotide messenger RNA. It is a transcript of the gene lancl2, whose product is annotated as LanC lantibiotic synthetase component C-like 2 (bacterial). The record is from RefSeq and is a predicted model, not a curated record. The transcript is spliced from 9 exons. Gene Ontology annotation, biological process: carbohydrate metabolic process; peptide modification. Gene Ontology annotation, cellular component: plasma membrane. NCBI's taxonomy places the organism in Eukaryota, Metazoa, Chordata, Actinopteri, Cypriniformes, Cyprinidae. The coding region runs from base 133 to 1431 and encodes 432 amino acids.
UGUCAGAGUGACUCCUGACCUUCAUCAGUAGCCUCACCCAGCAUCAUCAUCAUCAUCAGGACCAGCUCAGUCCAGACGACAAAACCGAAACGCGUUUCUGCUGGAGUGUGUCCCUGGCGGGCCGCCGUCGCGAUGGGCGAGAGCAUGUCGAAGCGGCUGAAGCUAGUCACCGGCUCCGAGGCAGAGAUGGAGGAUCGCAGCUUCAUCAACCCGUUCCCGGACUGGGAUCAGAGCCUGUCCGUGUCCUCAGACCCAGCAGAACACAGCGGAGGAAACGAGCCGCUUGACGCCGACGGAAAGAUCAGUGACGCCUUUCAGAAGAAGGUGCAAAGCAAGAUCACAGAUCUUCUCCAACAGAUGGAGGAGGGCCUGAAGACUGCAGAUCCACAUGAUUUUUCCACCUACACAGGCUGGACAGGCAUAGCCCUGCUGUACCUGCAGCUGUAUCGAGUGACGCAGGAGGCCUCGCAUCUGCAGCGGGCUCUGGAUUACGUCAAACGCGCGCUGAGGAACCUGAACGGGCGGCGCGUCAGCUUCUUGUGCGGAGACGCCGGGCCUCUAGCUGUAGGCGCAGUCGUUCACCACCACUUAAAGAACCAGACCGAGUCCCAGGAGUGCCUCACGAAAUUGCUCCAGCUCCAGCGCUCAGUGCUCAGUCCAGACUCCGACGUUCCUGAUGAGCUUCUGUACGGUCGAGCCGGAUACCUCUUCGCUCUGCUGUAUGUGAACGCAGAGAUCGGGCCGGACGCGGUGGACAACAACACCAUCAUCAAGGUGGUGACUGCUGUUCUGGAGUCAGGGAAGAACUUGUCUAAAGAGGAGAAGAAAGCCGAGCGCUGCCCGCUGCUGUACGAGUGGCAUAAGAAACAGUAUGUGGGAGCAGCUCAUGGUCUGGCAGGCAUUUACUACAUGCUCAUGCAGCCGAGUGCUAAAGUCAGUCAGGACACUCUGAAUGAGCUGCUCCGGCCCAGUGUGGAUUACGUGCGGCACAAGAAGUUCCGCUCGGGCAAUUACCCAUCAUCCCUCAGCAACGAGACGGACAGACUGGUGCACUGGUGUCACGGAGCUCCUGGAGUGCUGCAUAUGCUCAUCAUGACUCAUAAAGUCUUCAGGGAUGAGAAGUACCUGCGAGACGCGGCUGAGUGUGGAGAGGUGAUCUGGCAGAGAGGGUUACUGAGGAAGGGUUAUGGACUCUGUCACGGCACGGCUGGGAACGGAUACGCCUUGCUCUCGCUCUACCACGCCACACAGGACAAGAAAUACCUGUAUCGUGCCUGCAAGUUUGCUGAAUGGUGUCUAGACUACGGGACCCACGGCUGUCGUAUUCCUGACCGGCCUUACUCCCUUUUUGAAGGUAUGGCAGGAGCCAUCCAUUAUCUCUCAGAUGUCAUCCAGCCUGAGGGUUCUCGAUUCCCUGCUUUUGAACUUUGACCUGUGCGUUUGGAAGCAUAGACUGUUGCUCCUUCAUUAGGAGGUUCACAUGCUUUCACAGUACAGUUACAUCGCUCUGGAUGGACCCUUUAAAAUGAAGAAAACUAUUUCUUCCUCAUCAUGGACGCGAAAAACCCAACCUUCAGCCUAUAAUUUCAAACAACGCCGCCUUGAGUUCGGUCUUCGUAGCUUGUAGUCUUUAUCAGUAUGUUGCUGUUUUUUGGACAAUAUUUAAUGCUAAUAUAUGGUUUUGUUUUAGUUUAUAUCUUUAUAUCUUACAGCACAGCAGUGUUUCUUGCAUCUGCAUGCUUGUUGGUGAAUAGCAGAGCCUCUGUGAUCGUCUGUGGCGCUCCGGAGCGUUUGCCCCAUGCGAACGCAGUCUGCGUUGUCUUUGUCUUUGCAUGAGGAUGGCAACACGUGCUCAUGUCGGAAUGUGCCGGUGCCUUUCGGUAAAUUAAUCCAGUAUCCAACACGGUGUGGUUGUCAAGUAUAUGCUGUGUGUAUGUCAGUGUUUCGUUCCAGUCGCUGUUGGUAAAUGUCUUGAUAAAAGAAAGAAUGACCUGCUCUGGUAAAUAUUGUUUCCUCAGGCAAAACGUGUUAUGAAUGUCACAAUAAAUUGGGCUUUUUCUG